UCUAAGACAAAACACUACGAGUUAUUUAUGUGAAUUCCUUCCUUGUUCUUGCAGAAGACAUGCUGGCUGUGAAACCUGACCUCAACCAAUCUGAGACCCCUGGGUUCGUGUUCCGUGUGUUCACCAGUGUCCCUGAACUCCAGGCGCUCCUCUUCACUCUCUUCCUGCUGCUCUAUCUGAUGAUCCUCUGUGGCAACACUGCUAUCAUCUGGGUGGUCUGCACGCACAGCUCCCUGCGCAUGCCCAUGUAUUUUUUCCUGGGCAGUCUGUCUCUCCUGGAAAUCUGCUACACCACAGAUGUGGUGCCCUUGAUGCUCUCCAACAUAUUGGGAUUCCAGAAGCCCAUAUCCCUUGCUGGUUGUGGAACACAAAUGUUCUUCUUUCUCACUCUAGGCGGCACUGAUUGCUUUCUCUUGGCAAUCAUGGCCUAUGACCGGUAUGUGGCCAUCUGCCACCCUCUGCACUACAGCCUCAUCAUGACCCAGAAGCUGUGCCUCCAGAUGGUAAUGGGAUCCUUGAACUUGGCUCUAUUCCUUUCCCUGCAGCUCACUGCCUUAAUUUUCACCCUGCCCUUCUGUGGACAUCACAGGGAAAUCAACCACUUCCUCUGUGAUGUGCCCCCGGUCCUGCGCCUGGCCUGUUCUGACAUCCAUGUGCACCAGGCUGUCCUCUACGUUGUGGGCAUCCUGGUGCUGACAGUCCCAUUCUUACUUAUCUUCAUUUCCUAUGUAUUCAUUGUGUCCACCAUCCUGCGCAUGCACUCCUUUAUAUCUAAUCUUAAAUGUAGCAUAUAAAAAAAGAGCUGAAGGUGUGUUUUAAAUUUGCAAAUUGCUUUAAAGUUGUAAAGAUCUAUAUAGCAUAUGAGUAACUGUAUAUUUUUAAAUUAUGGUAAAUUAUUCGACUAUACCAUGUCAGAUAUGUGAAUUUCACAUUCCUGGAAUAAAAGAUGACUCUGCGGUUGAAAAAAAAAAAGAGCUGAAGGAACUCUUAAUUUUAUGGAAAAUGAUAUAGACAAUAAACUGUUCCACCUUGGGUCAAUAUAAAGUAUGUGGAAAGAAAUAUCCUGUAGUCAUAUCAAGAAAAAGAGACUGAAGCUGCUUUGUGAAAGGAUUUUAGAAGAGGUGACAUCUGCAAAAAGUGAAAAGAUGAGUAAAACUUUUUUUUGAAGUUUAAAUAAUAUUGAAUAGUCUGUUCAAGGCUGUGUGUUGAGUAUGACAUAAGCAAAACAGGAUUAUACGGCCAUGACUGUCAUUCUAAGGAAGUUUAACUUUUUUACUUUUCUUUUUAAAAUUUAAGACAUGAUGGGAUACUAUUAAUUAAUAGUAUUAUAGAGAUUAAUAUUGCCUUUAAGUUAUUAUUAAUUUUGAGAGGGAAAAGCGAAUUGACAAGAGAAAUUUUGAAAUUGAAUCUCAGGUGACUACUUAAUAUUUAUGUCUACAAAAAGUUUGAAAUACUGGGAUACGUUGCAAAAUGAGAGGACACAUUGAUAAUUGAUGGUACCAAAACAAAUGCCAAAGGAAUGUCAAAGGGAGAGACAAGGAGGAGGAAAAAAAGAAAAGGUAAGAAAAAUAACAGUAUAAACCAGCUAAGCACGAAAAUGAAAGAAAUACAUAGAGAAGAGCUCAUGAAGGAGAGCCAAGAGGCUAGAAACUCAGAGAUGGUCUAUUUGCAGGGAAGUUCCAUGAAGAAAGGGAGCUAAUGAGCAACAUUCUGAAAGGGAUUCAGAAGCGCUUUCACUAACAAUUCUCCCACAUCAUCUGUAAUUACAAGGUCUUUGAUGGAAGCUGAUGAAGUACUUUCUCUGCCUAUGGCAUAGCUGGGUGUCAAGGACCCAAGAAGUUUGAAAAAAUAAUUUGGAUAGGAACAUUUAUGUAAAGACACAAAUGUGGAGACAUUUUAGUUGCAACAACUGGAGAGUAAGUGUGACUGACACCUCCUGCAUUAUGUCAAAGACGCAUCGGAUGCUGCUCUGUGACAGUGUCAUCGUCUGUAACAGAGAGUCACUCAAAUGCUUGUGGUGCCAAUACUGUGGGAUAAGAAAGGGGACCCUGAGUGAGUUGAAGGAUUAUUCUGACUCUAAUCAAAGAAUUUGUUUAGGACUGCAGGUAGUUUUUAAUCCAAUCACCACUUAUUCUCCAGGAAAAACAAUUCUGAAAUAACUCAGCCAUCCUUUUGGUAUUUAUAAAGACAUACAUUUAACAACUCGUGGAGGAGCAAUCACAAAGAUCUGGGUUUUUGAUCUUAAGAACCCAGGUUUUUUUUCCCUUAAGGUCAGAUACAGUGUUUCACAUUUCUGAUCCCAAUAAUAGGGAGGUGAAAGAGAUAAAUUUCUGAGGUUUGAUGGUCAACCAGUGUAGCCUGCUUAGUGAGUUACAGGGACGUGAGCUACCAACCUUUCCAAGCACACACCAAAGCUAGCAUUCGCAGAAACCAAUAAUCACUCAGCAAGGAGAAUGUGAGUAAUGCUUCAUCUAAUAUUUUUAGGAAAAUAAAAUGGAAAUGUAGGUACUAUUUAUAAACAAUCAAGUAAAAACACAUUUUGGAUAAAUUAAGUAAUAAUGUUAUUAAGAACUGUUUGAGAUUAGUAACUGACAAAUAUGUUAGAACUGUAGGUCAAGACAGUGUGUAUUGAAUUUUGUCUUCUGUAAGAAUCAUCUGGAGUGUUUACAAUUUGGAACAACAGUUGGAUAUUUUUUACCUGUAUUAUAGAAUUUUUAAUGUAUUUAGAAGACCACUAUAGUAAAA
This is a messenger RNA of Mesocricetus auratus (golden hamster), 2745 nucleotides long. Its product is annotated as olfactory receptor 10Q1-like. The transcript has a single exon. The record is from RefSeq and is a predicted model, not a curated record. NCBI's taxonomy places the organism in Eukaryota, Metazoa, Chordata, Mammalia, Rodentia, Cricetidae. Gene Ontology annotation, molecular function: olfactory receptor activity; G protein-coupled receptor activity. Gene Ontology annotation, biological process: G protein-coupled receptor signaling pathway. Gene Ontology annotation, cellular component: membrane. The coding region runs from base 60 to 794 and encodes 244 amino acids.